Molecule: messenger RNA, 666 nt
Organism: Necator americanus (New World hookworm)
Lineage: Eukaryota; Metazoa; Nematoda; Chromadorea; Rhabditida; Ancylostomatidae
Exons: 1
Coding region: 1-666 (221 amino acids)
Source: RefSeq, a predicted model, not a curated record
AUGUUGUCAAUAAUAUCCCUAGCAUUAGCUGAACGUGUCCCCAAGAUAACCUGCGUGAAAGGAAAGAUCAAUAUCUCAUCUCCGAAAGGUUCUUUCCAGCUAUGUUUCAAUGAACAUUGGCGAACGUUCAAUGAGGCCACAAAAAACCUCACAUACACAUUAACAAUAUCCCCUCACAACGAUCAGGUAAAGGUUGCACUCAUAAUGCUAGGCAACCACAGCAUGGAGACACUUGAGACAACAUGCAACCGACCAGACUUCUGCGAUCAUCACUACUUUCUCUCAAAAGCUCUUCUAGGCAACCCUCACUGUUGGCCUGCAGGAGCAAUCACUACCCUAGCAGUAGUGAUUUACAUUUUUGCCGUAAUUCUGGCUAUGUUAGUCUGGUCAAUGCACAAAGUCAGACACGCUAACAAAGCUGUACCAAUGGAACAACUACCUAUGAUUACUACACGACACAAUCGUAGUAAUAGCCCUAACGCGUUCGUUCCCGCACCACUUCCAUGUCUAACUGCAAUAUGCAUGCGAAUGCAUGUCAACGCGGAUACAUGCGGCACUCAGCGAACCUCAUUUGCAAUGAACAAAACAAGUGCUCCUAUCAGUACAAUGAGGAACUCUUAUCUAAUCGCCUUACCUCCAAAAUUUGCAUACAAAUCAACCACUUGA